AUGGUGUUGCAAGCCAUACAGUAUGAACCGGCGUCCGCCUCUUCGCCUCCUGCCCUACGCAUCCUCGACCAACUUCUUCUACCGCACAGAACAGUAUAUGAAGCAAUUGCCGGGUGUCAGGAGGCCCAUGCCGCGAUUAAGCAGAUGAAAGUGCGCGGGGCACCAGCGAUUGCGAUUGUGGCAGCUCUCGCUCUGGCUGUCGAGAUCGGCGCAGCGGCGGUGGCAGGUAAAUUACCCUCGUCGGCGGACGAGGUCAAAGAGAGAAUAGGUGAUAGGUUAGAUUACCUCAAGACGAGUCGACCGACAGCAGUCAAUCUCGGAGAUGCGGUUGGCAAGCUUAAAGUCGUGGCGAAAAAGGCUGCGCUGCAGUCCGGAGCAACUGCGGAAUCAGUUGCGCAGGCGUACAUCGAGGCCGCAGAACGGAUGCUAGUCGACGAUGUGUCAGACAACAAAGCCAUCGGUGAGCAUGGAGCUCGGUGGAUCGAAGAGAACACGGCCGCAGGAAGACAGAGGAAAGCAGACAAGAGUCACGCUUUGCAAGUCCUUACGCACUGCAAUACAGGGUCAUUGGCAACGGCAGGCUAUGGCACCGCGUUGGGUGUUAUCAGAUCCCUCAGAGCCGCCGAUAUGCUCACCCGCGCCUAUUGUACAGAGACUCGGCCAUAUAACCAAGGAUCACGAUUGACGGCGUACGAACUGGUCCACGAUGCGAUACCGGCGACUCUGAUCACCGAUUCGAUGGCUUGUGCGUUGCUAGCAAGAGAAGGAGACGGCCUGGCAGCCGUUGUGGUGGGAGCCGACCGGGUGGCUGCCAAUGGGGAUACUGCGAACAAGAUCGGGACAUACUCCCUUGCGGUGCUCGCUCGGCAUCACGGCGUCAAGUUCCUUGUUGCCGCGCCAAGAACCACCAUUGACCUGACCACGGCAUCGGGGAACGAUAUUGUGAUCGAAGAACGGGCGCCCGAAGAAGUUACGAGAAUCAAGGGUCCCAAAGUCACGGCGGAAGGGAAGAUACAGGUUGAUGAGGCUGCCGAGAUCAUUUCCAUUGCCGCAACUGGAAUUGAUGUAUGGAACCCUGCUUUCGACGUGACUCCCGCCGAAUUGAUCGAUGGCAUAAUCACCGAAGUGGGUGUGGUGGAGAAGGUGGACGGCAGAUUUGACUUUGGCACGAUAUUCCAACGACCCUCUUGA
Capronia coronata CBS 617.96 is the source of this 1191-nucleotide messenger RNA. Its product is annotated as S-methyl-5-thioribose-1-phosphate isomerase. The record is from RefSeq and is a predicted model, not a curated record. Gene Ontology annotation, molecular function: S-methyl-5-thioribose-1-phosphate isomerase activity. Lineage: Eukaryota; Fungi; Ascomycota; Eurotiomycetes; Chaetothyriales; Herpotrichiellaceae. Bases 1 to 1191 code for a protein of 396 amino acids. The transcript has 2 exons.